AGGGCUUUGUGUACAGCAGGGCAGAUAGGCUACUCGAUGGACAGUGUUGCUAGGGUGUCCUCAUAUUUUUGUAUUCUAUAAUAUCUUCACACUAUCAACACGAACAAUGCCGACGUAUUUGUCAUCUGUGCAAACACAACUUGCAUCGAUUAUGGACGUGCUUGCGAAAGCAGCCGUUGCAGAGAUUAGUCAGCUCAUCUCCGAGAGCUCAGCAGACCUUCGGUUGGAGAUCUCCCGCAGCAUAAAAGAAAACGAAGUCCUGAGGACGAGGAUGAAAGUAAUGAAGAGUGAGCUCUUUGCCCUACGCCUUCAAAAAACGAACGCAAAUCGGGCCGGUCGGUUCUCUUUUAGCAAAGCCCUUUGUAGACCACGUUCAAGACUGGCAGUCGUAGACAAAACAGACCGCCAUGGAAGAAGUAGUCCCAUUACAAUAACAGAGGAUGAGAGACAUCCGACCAUUCAUAAAAUCGAGUCUACAGAUGUGGAGAGCAGUAACUGUCCUGAUGUUAUCCUAAUCAAAGAAGAAGAUGGACCUGAGGUUAACUUCAGACAGCAUGCUGGCCCAGUCCCAAAACGAGGAGAUUGUGGCACAGUCGGUUGCCAUGGGAACGCCGGAGCUCAACCCCUCCUCCCUGAUGUUGGGUAACGAGGGGCCGUGUAUUAUCAGCGUCCACAGUGGAGGAGAUGUGGUCCAAGGGCCGACUUGGGCGGCCCCUGAGAACUCCUCUCCCUUCACACAACCCAAUCCACAGAGGUUCCCUAGUCUUGCACCCAUCCACACUGUCAACCACGGCUCCCAAUCGCAGCAAGGCCAUGAUGCUAGCAGAACCCAGAUGACAGGGAUGCAGGGCAGUGGGGAGGCUCAGAGGAGAGGAGGGGCCAGUGGGAAUGGAGACCAGGCUACUACCCUGGCAGCCUCAACAGAGAUGACCCCAACCUCAUCAAGCCUGGCCCGGUACGAGGGCUGGCGACAGGGUCUGGAUGUGAGAACAGCCCAGCCCCAGCCCCAUCAGUCACCCCUGGCAUGCAGUUUCUGCGAGAAGCGUUUUUACCGGCGCUCGGAUUUGGCGCGGCACCGUACUAUUCACACGGGGGAGAUUCCCAUCACGUGCCACCUGUGUGGGAAGCAGUUUGUCAACAAGACGACUCUGAACGUCCACAUGCGUAUCCACACAGGGGAGAAGCCCUUUGUGUGCUCGUUGUGUGGGAAGAGCUUCACCCAGAACGGCAGCCUGAAGAUCCACAUGAGGACACACUCUGGGGAAAAACCCUACGGCUGCUCCCACUGUGGGGCCAACUUCAACAACCCUAGCAACCUGCGCAGACACAUGGUCACACACACUGACGAGGGGAACAUGGCACUCUGAUCACUGCCAGCUCGCCACUUUCCAGCUCUUCCGUGUAGUUGCCUUUUAAUCGUCCUUUUCGAUAUCUCUGUCCUGGAUCAUGGGUUUUGGUGUAUGUCCAGGUAAUCAAUAUAAAAUGCCCUUAAACUAUAGCUUGGUGUUUUUUUCUUCAAUAAAAAUAGUUUAUUUUUCUUACCUUUUCACUUCAAUUUAGCAUUUGGCAAAAUCAUACAGGCUUGGCUCAGUGGUAGAGAAUUUGCAGAUCAAGAGAUUACAGGUUUAAAUCCCCCUAUGUUUCACUUUGGUAAGGAAUAAAUACAUUAUUACAUUAUUAAUAUUACUGUAUAUGUGAGAGCAUUGGGGGGACCAGUAAUUGUUUUUUAAAGGUUGUUCCUCUAGAGUGCAGUGUUGCCUCUCCUUCGUUGCUAUGUGGGUUAGGGUUACAAAUCUUGAACAUUGCGGGGGACUCUCCAGGAAAUUGGGGAAAUUCCUUGCAUUGUUCCUUGUUCCCCCAGCGCAAAAGGUUUCAUUCUAUUGUUUAUCUGGAUUACUCUCAUUUG
Molecule: messenger RNA, 1906 nt
Organism: Hypomesus transpacificus
Lineage: Eukaryota; Metazoa; Chordata; Actinopteri; Osmeriformes; Osmeridae
Product: zinc finger protein 205-like
Exons: 4
Coding region: 528-1367 (279 amino acids)
Biological process (GO): regulation of transcription by RNA polymerase II
Cellular component (GO): nucleus
Molecular function (GO): DNA-binding transcription factor activity; RNA polymerase II cis-regulatory region sequence-specific DNA binding
Source: RefSeq, a predicted model, not a curated record